AAGCUCCUGAACUCCAGAGGUGCUUUUUGAAAACUAGCUCACUCGGUUGGAGUUUCUUCGUUCUUGGAGCUUAAAGAUUGUCACCCACUAGACUUAGGAAGAAAGGACAACGCAGCUUUCCUUGACUGCCUUCUCACACAGACUGCUACCAGCCUUUGCAAGGGACCAUGCUCAGCAGCCUCGAUUUGGAAAUGCCUACUGUUGCAAAGAUGACCUCAUAAAUACCAUCAAGCAGAAGUCAGGGGAAAAGCCAGAGAUUGGAAGCUGUCUAGGAGAUGUCGAAAAUCUGUCUUCGAAAGGAAUAGCAGCAACAGAAAAAGAAAAAAAAAUUCUCAGUGGCAUCAUAUUGGGAUCGAGAGCUCCUCAGGAAACUCCUUUGACUCAGUGAAUUGUGGAACCGUGGCCAAAGACAGCAGGAGGUUUUGAUUUGAUUUUAUUUUUUGGACAGAAAUGCCACAGGUCACCUUAGCAAGGUGAUUUUUUUUAUUAUUAUUAUUUUCUAUUUCCUGAGAAGCUUUCCUAGGAGUGGUGUUUAGAAACUCCACUUGAAGAAAGAGGACAUGUUGGAUUCGGUCAAAUGCGUUCUGGUAGGUGAUGCUGCCGUGGGGAAGACAGCCUUGCUGCUCCGCUUUAUCUCGGAGACUUUUCCGGAUGCUUACAGGCCAACCGUUUAUGAAAACACCGGGGUGGAUGUCUACCUGGAUGGCAUCCAGAUCAGCUUAGGCCUUUGGGAUACCGCUGGCAGCGAUUCCUUCAAGAGCAUCCGCCCUCUGUCCUAUCAACAGGCCGACGUGGUGUUGAUGUGCUAUUCGGUGGCCAAUCACAGUUCCUUUCUCAGCUUAAGGAACAAGUGGGUGACGGAGAUUAGGACCCACCUGCCCCGAAUCCCGAUUUUGGUGGUGGCUACCCAGAUCGACCAAAGGGACACAGGUCCUCACAGCACCACCUGCAUCAGCCCAGUGCAUGGAAAGCAACUGGCGAAGGACAUCCGUGCGAAGGGUUACUUGGAGUGCUCCUCCCUGGCCAAUCGGGGAGUUCAAAAGGUAUUCGAAUGUGCCGUCCGGACAGCAGUGAACCAAGCCAAAAAACGCUCAAGAAGGAACUUUUUUUCAGUGAAUGAAUGCAAAGUUUUUUGAAACCGGCGUUGUUUUCUGCCUUCGCCUCACCGAAUGGUGUCGUAGCGGAGUAAAAUGCGAGCCUCUCCUCUUCUGUUGGCAUUAGGAUGGGCUGUUCAACAUCGGCAUCUGGAACUUUCAAAGCGAAGGGAAGCAAGGCUGCGACGGGAUUUCCAGCGGCUGCGACGGGAUUUCCAGCGGCAGACAUUUGGAGAGUAUGCGUAGCAAGCCAGAGCCUCAUUUCUUAUAGGAUGGAAAUGUUAAGUUUGUUUACUACUACAAGUUCUGUUGGAUGCAUAAAAGGGGUUGCUUUCUACGCCUGAGAUAAUGGAUGGAUAAUUUAUAUAGUAGACUUAAUAGAAGCUUGGGAGCUGAACAAGUCCGGAAUAUGUGAAAUAAACGAAAGUCAAUUAAAUGUCUUUUCCUCUAAUAUAUUGUAGAGAUUUUUGUCUAUUAACAAUUUUGAAUAUUCUGUUACUGAUAUGAAUCUUUUCCACCUUUGUACGUCAAGAGAUCAGAUUUCCUGGUGGGGGGAAAAAAAAGAGAUCCUACCAGUUAAUUUUAACUUAGUUUAAUUUAUAGCAUUCUUCCAGAAUGAGAUAUUUUCCUGAUCGUUGUACUUUCAAGAAAAU
Molecule: messenger RNA, 1747 nt
Organism: Notechis scutatus (mainland tiger snake)
Lineage: Eukaryota; Metazoa; Chordata; Lepidosauria; Squamata; Elapidae
Gene: RHOH
Product: ras homolog family member H
Biological process (GO): small GTPase-mediated signal transduction
Molecular function (GO): GTP binding; GTPase activity
Source: RefSeq, a predicted model, not a curated record